CCCUAAGAGUUGCCUCCUAUGGCAGUGAUAUGGCAGAAUGAGUUGCCCUCAGAGGAGUGUGUCUGAUGUAUCUUGGUAUGAGUCACUGCUCUGAUCAGGUCUCCAUUUAAUUUUGAGAAACCUAGAACAGUGAUUCAUACAAAGACAUGGGGGGGGCAUCCCAUAAGAAUAAGCCAUUCCUACUUUUUCCCUUUCUAAAACUGAAUCUUUUUUGCAGGGCAACAUUGGAACAUGCCUCCUGUUUUAACCCAGACAUCUGUUGAGCUCCUCAGGAGCAUGGGGCUCUAGAUUUGAAUACUGAGCCAUUCUGCAUUAAGGAACAGAAGACCCAAUACACUGAAGAAUUCUCUUCCAUAAGUUCCACUAAAAUUAAAAGGAGCCCCCAGAAGAUCAAUUGUUCACUUCUUUUCCAGCACCGUCCAAAAAGAAACAAUAAGGCAAAGUGGAAAGUUAUUAUUUUUACAAGGUUAGCUUUUCUGCCCUUUGGAAAGUCCCGUUUAUCCACCCUCCCACGCUCAACCUUGGUACUCAGGUGAUGCAGCAUCUAAGCUACCCAAUGCCUCCGGUGUUGCCAGCUGUUGGAUAUCUGGUUCUAAGAGAUGUUGACUUUGUCAUUAAGGGAGGUGGUUGCUGAACCAAUCAGACAAUCUUCUUUGCAAAUCAGCGACCUUGGCUAGUGGAUUAAAUGUCCUCAGCAGCAUCUCAAAAAUAUUAGCUAGGUUGCUACAAUUAGGCAAUGGUGACUUCAAGGCUACUGGGUGGGCCUUUCCUCCAUCCCUUUUCUAGCUGCUGGAUAAGAGAGCAAAAGCCAGUGCGUGUGUGAGAGACAGACAGAGAGAAAGAUAGAGAGAGCUGAGCUGGAAGCAAACCAAAGACAGAGACAUACUUGCUUUAUGCUCAGUCCAAAACUAUAGGAGAAGCAGGAUCUUUAGGGCUGUUAAUGUUGUGAGCCAUUCUAUCCUAUGCUCAUGUUGUUUAUAUGUGUAAAUAAAACCAUAUAGCCUAAAGACACCACGUUCUCUGCCGACCAUCAUUCCAAGGAAACUGAACUCCGGAAAAGUGCCUGGAACCCCUGGACUCGCUCACUGCUGGGAGAUUGAGCUGGUGUGCAGCACUGGUGUUUUUCCUGCAGGAACAACUGUGAGUGAGUUGUGCCUGAGUCGAAAUGGAGGGAGAAAUAGCAACACUCCAGGAUCAAAUGAAGUUGCUAUUCCAGCAGAAGCAGCAGCAAAUGGAAGACCAGCAACAAAUGCUGAGGCAGCUUAAAAGCAGUCUUGAAGAGAAAAUGGAUGCCUCUUAUCAGGGUAUCAAAGACUUCAUGGAUAAACAGCUGCAAGAGGUGAAAGGUGACCUAGAAGCCCAGGCAAAGGACUCCAGGAGGAGAAUUGAGGAAGUAGAUGACAGACUGGUCACCCUGGACUAUAAGGCAUUUAAGGCAAUAUCCAGAACCCAAAAUGCUUUGGCUGACUUGGAAGUAGCCAACAGAUAUGAAAAUGAAGAUAUUUAUAAAGGAUUACAGGCACUGGAAAUGAAACUGCAAAUUGUGAAGGAAGAGUGCCAACACACCCAUGGAGCAAGUGACUUGGUGAGAAACCAGCAACCAGCAAGUGUGCGCAAGAAGACCACCCCUAAGGGGCAGGCAGGUAUAGCUGAUGAAUUCAAGAAGCUCUCUCUGUAUGAUGGCAAGACUUCCUUGGAAGCUUAUCUUUCAGAGUUUGAAACAAUCUCCCAAGUAAAUGGCUGGGAUGAAAAACAAAGGGGGGAAUUCCUAGCAGUCAGUCUUAGUGGGCCAGCUCAGGAAAUCCUGCAGCAUCUCCCAUCAGAGAAAAGGCAGAGCUAUCCUGAUCUGGUGAAAGCCUUAAGUCGGCAAUUUAGACCAGGGCAUCGUGCUGAGCUAGCCAGGGCCCAUUUCAGGAGUAACAGGAAGCAGAAACUAGUGAUCCCUCCAGACUUUGUUGAGGACUUGAAGACUCUUGCAGAAAUAGCAUACCAGGAAGGCAAAAAGGAAACAGAGGAUGCACUGGCAAAGGAAGGGCAGAGUGAUAUGGAGGGCAGCUGGAAGGUGCCGCGCCCAAAGAACCUGCAGGAAGCCAUAGAAUUCACCAAAGAGAUAGAAACAUUUCUUGCCGAGACCAGAAAAGGAAGAGGAGAAGCUUUCUUGCAGGAAGCCUUUGAGGGGAUAGAAGAGGAAGAUGAAGACGAAUACGAAGAUGAAUACGAAUACGAAUACGAAGAGGAAGAGGAAGAGGAAGAGGAAGGAGAAGAAAAGCCAGAUCCAUACCUCCCCCCCUUCUCCACUGACAAGAAAGAUCCACCAGAAGAGGAGGAGCUGGGGGCCUGUGCCAAGCCUUAGUUUGUUUCUCUUAGAUGCUUUAAUAAUUUGCAAUAUAAGGGUUUGUCCACACUUCUGCUUAUCCAGUGCUUUCUAUUCACUGGCCCAAGAGGUUUUCCUUUUGCCCUGCUAUUUCCACUGGGAAAACCCACUGUUUAACACUGAAUUGGAACAAAUGCCAGACCACAGAAAACCUAAAAGAUGUUUGUUCCGAUUUAGUGGUUUUCCUGGGGGGAAAUGGUGGGAUAAACAGAAGAAAACAUGGGACAAGUGGAAGUGUGGAUAAGCCUUGAGUGGUGGGGGGCGGGGGGCGGGUGCUGCACAUUGGAAAUGAAAUUUCCACUCUGCUGUUUCAACUGAUGACGUUUAAUUUUGUCAUUUGCUUUCUUUCUUUUAUUUUAUUUUUAUUAUCUGUCUUGUGGUGGUUGUUGCAUAUUGAGGCCCCAUAACCAGCUUGUUCCCUAAGGUAUGAUUGCAAUAUUUCAAAAAGUGAAAAUCCAGACACAAAAGUUGCUGAGCUUCUUUUUAUUUCCCGGACAUUUCAGCAAUUUCCACCUGGAUUCCCUCGCACUUGAGCCGGAAGCUGCACUUAGUGCAGAAUGCUGCAACAUGAUUGCUGACAGGAGGCCCUGUCAACACAACAAGGAGGGUGGUGAUAAAAUAGCGAAAUGCAGUGUAACCAUUAUACAGUUAGAAAUCUAAACAACCAUGAAAAUAACAGGAGUGAUCUUUUUCUUAAUGAACAUACAUAUAUUUGAAUCUUGAUAGAAGAAGAAUCCACCCAUAAAUCAACAGUUGGUAAACAUUCGGACAUAGUUCCAGUAUACAUCACAUUUCCUCCCCCAGGGGGGCUUAAUCACUGAGCUAACAAAAUUAAAUAAAACAAGAUUCCACUCAACAUCUAUUUCCAUAUAAGGUAAAUAUAAUGUGAAGAGAAUGCAUACAUGCAGCAAUACCUUGUGUAGUAAAAUGUAGACAGUGAGCAAUUAUUAGUUUAGAACAAGGUUAAAUCUAUAAAGGUAAAAAAUGACAAAAUAACUCAUCUAUAUGCCUUGUUAGCAUAUAACACUCAGUGCUCAGAGGUCUGCGCUGGUUGCCAAUCUGCUACAGUGCCAAGAUACACACAUACAGGUUUGUAUGCUGCCCUUCUACAGUUUAAAACCAUGCUCAAGGCAGCUUACUACUUGAAAAAAAAUGCAUAAUUAAAAGUAUAACAAAAUUAGUCAUAAACAAUGAAAA
Molecule: messenger RNA, 3571 nt
Organism: Podarcis raffonei (Aeolian wall lizard)
Lineage: Eukaryota; Metazoa; Chordata; Lepidosauria; Squamata; Lacertidae
Product: DNA ligase 1-like
Exons: 3
Coding region: 1166-2353 (395 amino acids)
Source: RefSeq, a predicted model, not a curated record